GUGGGUUCUACCGACCUCGAAGCGGGCAGAAGGAUCUCAAAUAUACGCUGUACUCUGUAUCACGGGCCAAUAAUCCAUUUCCCCGAGACAGAGCACCUACCGUCAACUACUUUUCAUUUUCGGAUUUAAACCCCUUGUCAUCGCCCGGCUCACGUCCAUGAUAUUUCGUGCCAUUGAGUCGCAAUGGCCGCUUCUAAUUCCAAUCGUGGGGGAAGUCGGCUGGAGUUGGCCAACCCGGGCACAGUAAAGAUCAAUGUGAAGGGCGCCUUCAUCGUCGAUGAUGACCCUCGGUCUAAAAGUCCGGUGAGGACCGAUGGGGUUCAUUAUGAGGGUCAUGACAUUAGACUUCCCAACCACAAAGAAAUCAGUCAUGUAGCUGUUGAUAUCGGCGGAUCGUUGGCGAAGCUCGUCUACUUCACUCGAGAGAUUGACUCUGCCGACAACGGUGGUCGACUCAACUUCAUCAACUUCGAAACCUCGCGGAUCGACCUGUGCAUUGAUUUCAUCAAAGAAUUGAAAGCUGAGCACGAGAAGCUGAAGGGCUCAUCAGGGGCGGAACUAUGCGUUAUGGCUACUGGAGGUGGUGCUUACUUGUACUACGACAGAUUGAAGGAGUCCCUCAAUGUCGACAUCAUACGGGAGGAUGAGAUGGAAUGUCUCAUUACUGGUCUUGACUUCUUCAUCACCGAGAUCCCCAACGAGGUCUUCACAUACAGCGAAACCGAGCCCAUGCAGUUCGCCGAGGCCCGACCAGAUGUUUACCCGUAUUUGCUUGUCAACAUCGGCUCCGGAGUAUCUAUGAUCAAGGUCUCUGGCCCCAAGCAGUUCCAACGUGUGGGUGGUACACAUUUGGGUGGUGGUACAUUCUGGGGUCUUAUGUCGCUACUGACAGGCGCCCGCACCUUUGACGACAUGCUAGCAAUGGCAGAUCGUGGCGACAACAGCGGGGUAGAUAUGUUGGUUGGAGAUAUCUACGGCAUGGACUAUAGCAAGAUUGGUCUCAAGAACACUGCCAUUGCAAGCACGUUCGGCAAAGUAUUCCGCCUGAAGAAUCAGACAGGACAACAAAGUUCAGGUGGAGUAGAGGAAUCCUUGGAGGAACCCGAUUCGAGGAACGGUGAUCCAAAGUUCAAGGCUGAGGAUAUGAGCAGAAGUUUACUGUAUGCAAUCAGUAAUAACAUCGGACAAAUCGCCUAUCUGCAAUCCGAGAAACACCAGGUCAAGCACAUCUACUUCGGCGGAUCCUUCAUCCGAGGACACCGACAGACCAUGAACACUCUAUCCUAUGCUAUCAAGUUUUGGUCCAAGGGCGAGAAGCAAGCCUAUUUCCUGCGUCACGAAGGCUACAUUGGCUCCGUCGGUGCCUUCCUGCGGAGACAGCCUGCCAAUUGGGGACGUAGAAACAGCAUCGACGAGGCGUCCCUGCAGGAGCUAAAGGCCGCUCUGGAAGCCAAGCACCAAGCUAGUCAACAGAACUCAUCCUAGCGGAUGACACUCCGGAGAGCAUGCAUGCUGGACAAGAUGUGUCCGGUUCCUCAUUUUGAGCGUUUGAUACCCGUCGAUUAUGAUAACCUUGUACUACUGCU
Messenger RNA from Aspergillus homomorphus CBS 101889, 1586 nucleotides. RefSeq names its product pantothenate kinase. Gene Ontology annotation, cellular component: cytosol; nucleus. Gene Ontology annotation, biological process: coenzyme A biosynthetic process. Gene Ontology annotation, molecular function: pantothenate kinase activity; ATP binding. The transcript is spliced from 5 exons. The record is from RefSeq and is a predicted model, not a curated record. The coding region runs from base 184 to 1485 and encodes 433 amino acids. NCBI's taxonomy places the organism in Eukaryota, Fungi, Ascomycota, Eurotiomycetes, Eurotiales, Aspergillaceae.